AUGGACCGUCGCGCGUCAAUCUCUCCCUCAACGCCUAGUAGCCGCAGUAUGGACAAGUACGAGCAGCUGGCUGUCGUAGGUGAAGGCUCGUAUGGCGUGGUGCUGAAGUGCCGGCGCCGCGACACUGGACAGCUCGUUGCCAUCAAGAAGUUUCUCGAAACGGAAGAUGACGCAGCUGUCCGCAAGAUGGCGCUGCGUGAAAUACGCAUGCUUAAAAAGCUUCGCCACGAUCAUCUGGUGAAUAUGAUAGAGGUUUUCCGUCGUAAGCGGCGGUUUUACCUCGUCUUCGAGUAUUUGGACCACACCCUGCUGGAUGAAUUGGAAGCCUCGCCUGGAGGACUGGGCGAGGAUACAGCCAAGAAGCACCUGUACCAGCUAUUGAAGGGAAUUGACUACUGCCACCAGAACUCUAUAAUACACCGCGAUGUCAAACCGGAGAACGUGCUGGUAUCAAACACUGGCAUCGUCAAACUUUGUGAUCUGGGCUUCGCGAGAGCCCUGGCGGCUCCCGGGGAACCCUACACCGAGUACGUCGCAACGCGCUGGUACCGAGCACCCGAGUUACUGGUCGCGGAACACAGGUACGGUCCAGAGGUAGACAUCUGGGCGAUGGGCUGCCUGUUCGCUGAGAUGCUAACUGGGGACCCGCUGUUUCCCGGUGACUCCGACAUCGAUCAACUGGCACUUAUCAUUAAAAUUGUUGGCAAGCUGGCACCCCGGCACCAGCAAGUGGUGUCGCGGCUGGCGGGGAGUGCGGUGGGGAGCGGGGUGCGGGGCCGCGCUCUGCCGGGCAACGGGCUGGCGCGAGACCUUCUCGCCGCCUGCCUGCGUACAGAACCGCGCGCUCGGCCGUCCGCCGCCUCACUGUUGAGACACAAAUAUUUUGUAACGGACGGCUUUGCAGAGAGUUUUAACGCUGAACUCCGAAUGAAGUUAGGAAAAGAGAUUCAGUCCCCGCCGCCGCAGCAGAACACCGCUCGUGCGGGCAGCAAGUCCCGGCACCAAUGGACGUUGAGUAUUGUGCAAGAUUCAAAUAGAUCUCGAACCAACAGCAUAGCCGGAGAAUCUCUGAUAGAUUACAACUACACACCCAGCACAGAAGCCCACGGCGAGGUCACACCGACUGCGAAGAAAUCGUCAACUAUGACUGUAACGCCAGUACCAGAUUCAGAAGAGGCGAGCGCUUCUCUGCCAGCGCCGCGGCCCUCCGUACCACGUUCUUUGGCGCGCGCCAUUAACGACACGUUCCAAACUUUCCCCGUUCCCGUAAAUGCAUUUCCUCGGACACCGUACAUCAAAAAAGUUAACAAUAAGUUGGUGAUGGAUGAAAAUCUACUUGGAGGGCGUGUCGUCACAAAGAAAUCGAACAAAGUCCCGCCUGCCAAUUUUUCCCUACCUUAUGUUCCAGGAGCGAGCAACAGUCCCAUGAAGAAAGCAAAGAAGCCGCUUUUGCAUAACUCUGUUAAGUCCUACGAUACUUGGGACACGAUGCGCAGCGGAGCGGACCUUAGUAUUGAUGCACGGACCCCAACCAACCUUCCAUACAUGUGA
Messenger RNA from Parnassius mnemosyne (clouded apollo), 1551 nucleotides. The record is from the annotation of a GenBank genome assembly. NCBI's taxonomy places the organism in Eukaryota, Metazoa, Arthropoda, Insecta, Lepidoptera, Papilionidae.